Messenger RNA from Closterium sp. NIES-67, 1357 nucleotides. Lineage: Eukaryota; Viridiplantae; Streptophyta; Zygnematophyceae; Desmidiales; Closteriaceae. The record is from the annotation of a GenBank genome assembly.
CAAGCUAUCUCCACUGCCAGAGUCCAGAAGAGUGCGAAACGGGAGCUUCUUCAACGCACCGUCAGGAACAAAGCUUUCUCCACGAAAGACGCGGUUCCACUACCACAUACCUACGCACGGACAAAGAUACUCCUCCCACACAAGAAUUCCGACGGCCUGAGCCUGCACCUGCGACUUUUGCGCGACUACUAGAAGGUUGCUUCGAAGAAAGCCACCGAACAUGGCUUCGAUACCCACCCACCAUAUUCCUUCAUCUCGCAACAUUCGCAUCUUCCUUGUGCUCGUCUCCGCGGCGACACUUCCGUUCAUUGUAGCGGCGGCUGGCGAAACGUACGCGGCUCCGAGGGUCAACGCAAGGCGCGACGGGGAAGCCUCACGCCCAAGACCGAUUCAACCGAGUCAACGCAGUCAAUCCGGUCAGCUGAGUCCAGCGGAAAGAUCAAGCAGCGGGGGCUCUCGUCCAAGCAGCCCUCGGAACGGCGGCGGUGGCGAAAGCGGCGUCUCACAACUCGCGAAGCCAGCGAGCAUCGUGGACAUGAUGGCCGUAUCGCGAUCUGGCGUCUCUUGGCGCGGGAAUCUGCCACGUGCGUCGAGCCGCGCUGAAGGCGCCGGGGACGCGAACUCCGACGGCUGGGAUACUAAGAACGAUACGCGCUUUCGCCGGGCGGUGCUCAAAGGAAGCAGCAGCAGCGGUGGCAGGAGUAGCAGCAGCAGCAGCGGUAAGUCGAGCGGCAAAAGCAGCGGCAGCAGCAGAAGCAGCGGAGGCAGCAAAGGCAGCGGUGGGGUUAGCAGAAUAGCCAAGGGGCGGACCAAUUUCAGGGUGCAUUCUAGCGUGCGAAACGACGACGACGACCAAUGCGACAAUCUUUUCGAUAGUUACGCAAAUUGUGUUACGGCUGGGACGUGCGACGACAAGCUCGAGAGUUGUACAUUGAGUAGCGGGGUUACGUGCGAGAGUGAUUUCACCGACUGCUUGAACAAGAACCAACCCGCUUGUGAGGAUUUGUAUUCGAAUUAUGAUAACUGCGUCAACAGUGCUGGCGAGAGGUUCAAGGUAUCGCUAAAGCUUGUGUGGAUGGCGGUUGCAGCUGCUCUGCUGGCCACUGUAAUCUGAGAAUAGCCUGGAGCUUCUUAGCUUGUGUGCCUGUGUCUCUUUGCCUUAAGCAGUCGAUGUUGACUGCAAUAAGACAUGUUGCAUGCAUGCUGCAUGUUGCAACAUGCGAGAUGAAAUUGAUGUUGCAGCUGGUGGCAGCAGCAGCUCUAAUGGCACUGGAGGAACCUGGUGGGUAGAGUCUCAUACCCAUUUGACUCAGAUGUCGAAGGAUACUCCACAUAAGGGCGUAUUCCUACAAAGUAG